AUGAAACCUCCGUUAAACAUGUCACGUUCAAAUAAACCACUUACUCAGGAAGCUAAUAGUUCGGCGCAUAUUGAUAGGGCACAUCAGCUAGCACAGGAUUUUAACAGUAAACAGGAUGAUACCGCACUAACUUCACUGCCCCACAAGAACCCCGACAUAUUCAGAUUUGAGAACAACAUCACAGCUCAUAGCUCGCGUCGUGGUUCUCUAUAUAGAGACAGCGAUGCUACUGUGGUUUUGCCGCUUUCUGAACAUACCCCUAGAUUAUCAAUGGAUGAUCCAUACCGCCAAUUACUACAACAGGCUGAAAUCUCACAACUACGAAGUAAGAAAAAAAGGCAUUCCAGUCGAGUUUUGCGUACUUCGUUUAUAUCUUUUGUGGUGCUAGUUUCCUCGCUGUCAGGGUUGGACCAAGGCCUCAUAUCUGGUAACGUUAUGACUUUGUCGUUCCAGAAGUAUUUUCAUUACCCACUUACUUCUCCGCUGGGCAAUAUAGUGAGCAUUGUUAAUCUGGGUGCGUUCAUGGCGUCGUUAUUUGUCUAUUCUGGCAUCCUGGAGCCUUGUAGCAGGAAAAAAAUGCUCCAAAUAAGCACAAUGAUAUACUCUUUGGGUGCCAUUGUUCAGGUCUUGGCUCUAAACCAAUGGUGUUUACUACUGGGUAGAUUCUUACUCGGAGUAGGUAUGGGCUUUGCCUUUUCUAUGGUAAUAAUUUAUCAAUUCGAGUUUCCCCUUCCCUGUAUAAGAAAACGGACAUUAAUUUCCAUUCAAUGCGUCUCUAGUGUCAUUGCGUAUUCAUUCGGAAUAUGGAUUAAUUGUGCUUUCAGAUAUUUGGGCUUUGCAUGGAGAUACCCUUUGUCAACACAUGUGGCACUUGGAAUAAUACUAAACCUAAUGUCGUUCUAUCUUAUUUUAGAGUCCCCUUCGUGGCUGUUGAAGCAAAAGAACGACGUAGAGGCAUUGGUUUUAAUAUCGAAUGUUUUCGAUGAUGGAAAUUUCGAAGAAAACCAAACUCAGUUGAAAUUUAGGGUCCUGAAACGAGACAUAUUAUUAAAGUCACACCUUCAAAAAAACUCCUAUCCAUAUGCGUAUAUCUUAAAGGAUUUUUCUUCAAUAAUAAAAUUGUUGAUAGGUUUCCAACUUCUCACACGAACAAAUGGAGUGGAUGCUUUCUUGUAUUACUCACCGUUAAUAUUACAACAAAUGGGGAGAGGAGAAAGAAAAUCUAUCUAUUUAACGGGGCUUAAUGCUUUAAUUUACAGCAUCGUAAUAUUAGCAUAUGUUCCCUUGGUGUUACGGAAACGUAAAGAGAAAACGAAUGUACUCUUAGGUUCGAUUGUGAUGUGUGCAUUGCUAUUUACCAUAUCUUUUACAGACUGGUUUCCCAAGAGCACAACGAGGUAUAUAUCAAUACUAUUUGCUGUUUUUCUUUUUACGCACUUCAUCAGUUGGGAUUCUAUAGGAUGGGUUAUGACCAUUGAGCUUCUACCUCACUUGUCACAGGCCCCAGUGAUACUACUAGUCUCAAACUUUUAUUGGAUUUUUAAGUGGUUCGUCAGCUUAAUAACCCCUAUACUUAUUGACCGUCUGUCUUGGAAGUUUUAUCUUAUUCCAUCUUUAUCUUCCUUUAUUUCCAUUAUAUUUGUGCUGAAGAUUUUUCCUAUAGAAACCCGUGACGAAAGGUUAGAUUCUGAUGAUGAUUCUACCGGAAACGGUAGCGGUAACCAUGAUGAUGUUUUUGACGAUACCGGUUCUGAAUUCUCCUCCUCACCAUCUUUUUCCGCGUAUCAGAUAAACACUCUAGGAAGUAGUAUCAAACAAAAUAAUCAAGCCUAUUCAUCUAUUCAAAAUGAGCAGAUUCUACCCAAAAACGGAAACUUAUCGAACCAGACACACGGUUCUGCACAAAAUGUUUAUUUCAUUACAUCUGAUUCAGGACCAUCAAGGACUGGAGAAUUUUUCAGUUUUCAUAACAGAACCGAUCCAAAUAUCAGCGACAACAUUGCUGCGAAUAAACCCAGUUCAGGUGGAGGCCAGAAUUCGCCUGGAGACAUGGCAGUUGCCUAG
Saccharomyces cerevisiae S288C is the source of this 2064-nucleotide messenger RNA. RefSeq lists its product as uncharacterized. The transcript has a single exon. Gene Ontology annotation, biological process: proton transmembrane transport; carbohydrate transmembrane transport; transmembrane transport. Lineage: Eukaryota; Fungi; Ascomycota; Saccharomycetes; Saccharomycetales; Saccharomycetaceae. The record is from RefSeq and is marked reviewed. Gene Ontology annotation, cellular component: membrane. Gene Ontology annotation, molecular function: transmembrane transporter activity. The coding region runs from base 1 to 2064 and encodes 687 amino acids.